Acaulospora morrowiae is the source of this 327-nucleotide messenger RNA. NCBI's taxonomy places the organism in Eukaryota, Fungi, Glomeromycota, Glomeromycetes, Diversisporales, Acaulosporaceae. The record is from the annotation of a GenBank genome assembly.
AUGGCUAAGGAGAAGGCUGCCAAACCCUCCUCUGGUGGGGGAAAAACCAAGAAAAAGAAAUGGUCUAAAGGAAAAGUCAAAGACAAGGCCAAUAAUGCUGUGGUCCUCGAUAAAGCUACCUAUGACAAAUUAUUUAAGGAAGUACCAACCUAUAAACUCAUAACUCCGUCAGUUUUGGUUGACAGACUUCGUGUUAAUGGGUCUCUUGCCAGAGUUGCGAUCCGCGUGUUGGAAAAGGAGGGUUUAAUUCGAAAAAUUUCCACCCACGGCUCACAGCUCAUUUAUACUCGUGCUACUGCUGCAAUCGACAAGGCCGAAGAAAAAUAA